GAAAGUUGAACUAGUAGAGUUUUAAGAGUGUAGUAGAGUUGUCGCUCGCGCAGAUUUUUCUUUGCGCUUUGUUUCUUUUCCGUCAAAACAAUGUUUUCAGCGUUCGAAAUAUGAAUUUGACAAAUAGAACUUUUUGAAAGAUAUAGUGAUGUGAGUUCGUAUUGGUGCAUUAUAUUGAUUGGACUUAUACUUUGGAAAAAUGGGUCCAGAGGCAAUAUUUUGGACUCUUGUUUUGGGCCUGAUAUGCGUUGCGGAGGCGGGAAUGAUCGGUGAUCAGUGCGACUGGAAUGGCAGCGGGCUGACGUCGAGCGCUGAGCGGGGAGUCACGCCCGUGUACCUGAGGUGUAGGGAGGGUAGUGUGUCGUGGCUUUACCCGAGAGGCGCGCUGAGGUUGCUGUUCAAGCCUCCCUUGCCAGCGGAUGAACGGGACUUCAGAGUUUGCGUCAGGGUUAUAAGAAGGCCCGACCCGCCUGACUUCUUCCAGACAAUACAGCUGAAUGAGACAGAAACAGCAGAGCGCUUUCCAGCACGCAUCUUCGUAGAAGGCGUCCGCAGACUCGUUCCCCUAUACGCACCGGACGAUGGCGACGUCCGCGAGCUACGAUGCUUCCGCAGCAGACACGGACAGGCAGCGUUAUACGUUGAGGCGGAACCCGAGGAAGGGCCGAAGAGAAGAGUGGCCAUCUUCAGAUACGAAGCCCGGCCAUUGGUCAGGAGGCACUACGACCCAGCGACUGCCGAUUGCCGACCGUGUUCUGAUUCUGAACUGGAGAUGGCCUUCUGUACUAGUGAUCUUGUGUCCCGUGGCAUGAUGGUAGGCAGCGAGCAGCGGGAGGACCUGGACACCACGCAGUUGACGUGGCGCCUCACCAAGCUCAUCCGAGCCACCGCCGCGGGCGACGCGGGCGACUUCGCUGAUGACGACGAGUACUAUAGGUACGAAAUCGACAACAGCGUAGAGCAGACGAGCAGUCGGACGCACAAACACGCGCGGUCACGUAAGCCGCGCGGUUUGCACGCGCACGUGCACGUGUCCGCGUCGUGCGGCGCGGCGGCCGGCGCGGGCGAGUUCCUGCUUAUGGCGCGCCGGAGACUUGGCAAAUACACGCUCGUCUGCGCUCCUCGGUUGCACGAUUGGAAGGUGUUAGUAGAGAGGCGGAACGCUGAAGGGACUGCGCACUGUUUCUUGCAGCAUUGAAAGUGUGAUGUGCCUUUAUGUUAGUGAUAAAAACAUGUUCACUCGCAGCGAUUGCUUAGGGCGGUGGUUGAGAGGUGAAAAGCUAAAGGGAAUGCCAAGCUACUAUUUUUCGAAAACCCGCUCGUCUACGCGCCACAAUCUAAGUUUUUACCUUGAAUCGUUUUGUGUUCCGUCGUCUAAAAUCUAGAUGUAGGUAGGUAUGUCAAAUUUCUUGUAAGAAAUCUGGGCGCAUAUUAAGUAGGUAUGCAUAAACAGAACUCUGACCUUGAACCUGUGCAGUGGGUGAUUUAUUGAGGUGGUAUGAAAUGAGGCGGGACCUACCCAUACACAGAAACAUCCCUCCACUGUGGUCCAGAGCUCUAGAGCACUUUUUAAUUUUACAACAUCUGCCCUUUAAAAACCUGUACCUUGAAAACGAAUAUUUUAUAUUAAGAAAUACAUUAUAUUAGAACAAAGUUAUUAAAAUCGACACUAAAUAUAAAAUCUUCCAUUUUAUAUUAUUAUAUCAAGUAGAUAGGUAGGUAAGUAAAAUUUAGUACAUAAACGUUUUUAUGUGUAAAUACCUAAGUAAGACUACAGAAAAGUAUUUAUUUAUACACGUUGUGUAACUAUUGUGAUUGUAUGUACAAGAUGCCAUUUAAAAGUUUAAUUAGGAAAUUAGGUGUGUAAGGGCAAGCACACACACAAUUAUUAAGAAAUAAAGCGAAAUUAUUUGGAUUUCGUUUAGCGUCAUAUUUUCUUAAGCUUGACUAAAGAAAAAAUACUUUGAAGGAAAACUUCUUUUUGCGUGGCGAGAGAUUGUAUUUUGGAACAGGUCUUUUUUCCGACGAAGGUAACGUUAAUACGUCACAUGUGCCGAAAAUGGCCGCCAAAUCAAUCAGUUGUUUUGAGGCUGCCAUUUUUUUAUCGAGGUGGUACCUACCUGAAAGGUGUUUUGUGGUGGUACCAAGUAGUUAGUGCCAUGAUAAUUGAUAACACAGUUACUAUGACAAAAAUCGUUUGCCGACUGAUUUUCAAAAAAAAAUCUCGCACACGUUUAGUUUUAUUUUAACGUAAAUUACGCACCUCUUUUUUAAAUCAUGAUUCUUGUGCGCUUGCCUUUAGUGUAAAUAAAUCAUGGAAUAUAAAUGCUUGCAAAGAUAUAUAGCCAUAAAUGCUUGCAAAGAUGCAAUAAUGUACAGUAUAUUUUAUUUGAAUAUAUUUGGUAGGUUUACUGCAAUAAAUAAUUAAUAGUUUUUAAGUGAAAUGUGGUCCACAGUGCCAAAAUCCGUAAGAUCUUUAUAUUUAGCUUGUAUAUUAAUAUAAUGCCAAGGUUGAUCUCAACUAUGUACAUAUUAAAGUUACAACGUUAAAAUAUAAGAUAAGAAAUAUAUUACAGUAAUAAUAUUGAUUUUAUCCCACUUCAGAAGUUGAAUUUUUUCUUUUUUAAUAAAAAAUAUUUUUAAGAUUUUAGUUGAUCAAUACUUUUAUUACUAGGCGUUUCAAAUGUAAAGACCACCGAUGGCUGGAUGGUCACACAAACGCUCCAAUGGUAACGCACCCUUACUCGUGUAGGUAUCAAUCUUGUAUCACUCACAAUUUUUUUCGCUUGGUUUGUAUUUAACUGUGUUUACUUUCAAAGAAAACCCACAAAAAUAGAACAAGUAAAAAAUACGCAAAACGAUAAAACAUCCCAAUUAUAAGUUUGACAUUUUGAAUAUGCUGACGGUCUUCCAUUUGAAACGCAAAGCAAAUAUCAAAGUAACAGUCUUCAGUUUUUUAGCUAUAUAUUUUAGUGUUAUAGGCUUAGUAUCAUGUAUCAAAAAAGCUGUGAUAGCUCAGAGGUUAGGAGGACCGACUUCUAAUCGGCGGCCGGGGGUUCGAUCCCGGGGACGCACCUAUAACUUUUCAGAGUUAUGUGCGUUUUAAAUAAUUAAUUAUCACUUGCUUUAACGACGAAGGACAACAUCGUGAGGAAGCCUGCAUUCUCACUCUAAGAGAAGACCCGUACUCUGUAGUGAGCCGGCGAUGGGUUGAUCUUGAUGAUGAUGAUAAUCAUGUAUUAAAAAGUGCUUCCAUCGAAGAAUCUAUCUCUUAACAGAUACAAAAUGAUUUUCUAUUUUACGUUAUAUUAAGUGAUUAUUAUUAUAUUUACUAAAAUCCUGUAUAACUUAUAUAAAUACUUUAUAUGAAUUUUAUAUUAAAUUUUAAGAGAUUAUGUAAAUAUUAAGUAUGAAAAAUAUUAUGAUUGCAUACUUACUAAUAUUUUAUAUAGAAAGAAAUAUAGGUAUGGGGCGAAGAUAAAACAAUUAAUGAACUGCACGACUCAUAAAAUAAUAUCUUAGUAAGUUGUUGUUAGAAGCCAUAUACAUACUUUGUAUUAAGUAGGUAGGUACCUAUAUAGAUGCUUACUAAAAAAACGUUUUUUUUUUGGUCCGAAAUUUUGCUGACAAAGUUUGUAAUUUUGUGUAGGUAUUGUUAUUUAUCACUUUUUUUUUCAAAAAGAAGAGGUUCUCAAUUAGACGGACAUUCUUAUUUUUAUACAGAUUUAUUUUUCGUAAAUUGUUUUUUUUUUUUUGUAAAAUAAAUACAAAUGAUUUGCGCAGUUCAUUUCUUGGUUCUAUAAAUUAUAUGAUAUUGAUAUAGUUGUCAACUUGUGAUAUAGAUAUAUACGAAGAAUAAGUGCCCGUGCAAACUGUAUAUAAAUGAGUAUUAAUAUGUGUAUGAUUGUUCAUAUUGUUUGAUACGCAGAGCUGUUGAAUGAAAUAAAAUAGUUUAAAAA
Messenger RNA from Maniola jurtina (meadow brown), 3959 nucleotides. RefSeq names its product meteorin-like protein. Lineage: Eukaryota; Metazoa; Arthropoda; Insecta; Lepidoptera; Nymphalidae. The coding region runs from base 200 to 1198 and encodes 332 amino acids. The transcript has 5 exons. Gene Ontology annotation, molecular function: hormone activity. The record is from RefSeq and is a predicted model, not a curated record.